UUAAAAUAGAGAGGGGUGCUGCAGAGCCCAGGAGACUGCUGUUGUUCUCUGAAGACCUGUGAGGAGAAGGAAGCCUGCUUUGCCCGGGCUUGUGGGAGCUCAGCAUGGAAUGUCUCUACUGGGUCCUGGGAUUUCUGCUCCUGGCUGCAAGAUUGCCCCUGAAUGCAGCCAAAAGGUUUCGUGAUGUGCUGGGCAAUGAAAGAUAUCCUGGUUAUAAGCAGGAGCACAGCCAGUUGCAGGGCUGGUCUUCUGAUGAAAACGACUGGGAUGAAAGACUCUACCCAGUGUGGAAGAAGGGCGAUGCAAAGUGGAAAAGCUCCUGGAAAGGAGGCCGUGUGCAAGCAGUCCUGACCAGCAACUCCCCGGCGCUGGUGGGCUCAAACAUUACAUUUGCAGUGAACCUCGUGUUCCCCCGAUGCCAAAAGGAAGAUGCUAGUGGCAACAUAGUCUAUGAGAAGAACUGCAGAAAUGACUCCAGUUUGUCUCCUGACCUGUACGUGUACAAUUGGACUGCAGCCUGGGCGGAGGACGGUGAUCUGGGCACUGACGCCAGCCGGCACCACGUGUUCCCCGAUGGCAGGCCAUUCCCCCGCCCCCACGGGUGGAGAAAGUGGAAUUUCAUCUACGUCUUUAACACACAUGGUCAGUAUCUCCAAAUACUGGGACGGUGUUCGGUAAGAAUUUCUAUAAACACAGCCAAUCUGACCCUGGGCCCUCAGGUCAUGGAGGUGACUGUCUACAGAAGGCAUGGCCGGGCCUACAUCCCCAUCGCACAAGUUAGAGAUGUGUACGAGGUAACAGAUCAGAUUCCUGUGUUUGUGAUCAUGUCCCAGAAAAAUGAUCGAAAUGUGUCUGAUAAAACAUUCCUCAGAGAUCUCCCCAUCAUAUUUGAUGUCCUGAUUCAUGAUCCCAGCCACUUCCUCAAUCAGUCUUCCAUUUACUACAAGUGGAACUUUGGAGAUAACACUGGCCUAUUCAUUUCCAACAAUCACACCUUGAAUCACACCUACGUACUCAAUGGAACCUUCAACCUUAACCUCACUGUGCAAGCUGCGGUGCCCGGACCUUGUCCCUCACCUUCCACACUUCCAAACCCCACCCCUUCCUCAGUACCUGCUAGUGACAACUCCAUGGAGCUGAGUGAGAUUCCUGAUGAAAACUGCCAGAUUAACAGAUACGGUUACUUUGAAGCUAUCCUCAAGAUUGUAGAUGGAAUCCUAGAGAUCAGCAUCAUCCAGAUAGCAGAGGUCCCGAGGCCCGUGCUACAGCCCGACCACUCCCUGAUGGACUUCACUGUGACCUGUGAGGGGACCAUCCCCAGGGAAGUCUGUACAAUCAUCUCCGACCCCUCCUGCCAGCUUGCCCAGGAUGUGGUCUGCAGUAGCGUAGAUGUGGAGGAGACGUGCCUGGUGACCGUGAGAAGAGCCUUCAAGGGGCCUGGGAUGUACUGCGUGAACUUCACUCUGGGUGAUGACAGAAGUCUGGCCCUCACCAGUACCCUGGUUUCCAUCACUGGCAAAGAUGCAGCCCCCCAUUUCAGAAUGGUAAGUGCUGCCCUGAUCGCUGGUGGCUGCUUGGCCGUUGUGGUCCUCGUGACGGCCAUCUUGAUGUACAGAAAACACAAGGAAUACAAACCAAUUAAAAACAGUACUGAGAAGGUGGUCAAAGGCCAUGGCCUGCAUGUCAUCCUCCACCACACAAAGGCCAUGUUCUUCCCUGGGAACCAGGAGAAGAACCCUCUGCUCAAGGACCACUCGGGAAUUCCUUAAGUCUUCAGCUUUAUUUCUGACCAACAGUCCACUCUUGGGUGCCAUUUAUGUGAACUGUGCAUGAGUGGGAGACUGUUAGCUCUUUUGUUCCUGAAGAUUGUUGUAAAAUAUAUACUUUGAUUGAGAGAGAUUGAAUUUUGGGAAGGUUGAAUUAAAUCACAUUUUAGAGAAGUGAUAAACAUCUCAGCAGUGCUUGCUUUCUUGUUGCACAUCAUGGACAAUGUCAUAGACAUCAGUGACAUAGACAUCCUAUCUCCCAAGACUAGGGAAGGAGGAUUGAUUGUUCCUUAGCAUCUGACCCAGGUUAGGUAGGAGGACAGACUGGGCGCUUUCAAACUUUCCAUAUGACAUACACAUAUCGUCAGUAUAGUUUGGGCCUGAAGAGCAGGUUCCAGACCAGCUGAACCCUGUGUGACCUAAUGUGCCCGAGCUCCUGGCAGGACAGCAAUAGGCCUGAGCCUUUUGUCUGAUGUGCGCUUCGUUACACGCAGAAAACCAUGCUCAUCUACUAAAGGGCACGAGCAGUAUAUAUGGUGAAGGAAUGCUAUUCAUUCAUCUACCUGCAGACAUUUAUUUAGGGCUCUCCAUAUACUAGACCUGGUGCUAGGCACACGACCGGCACUCGGUGGGCAUGGGUAUAUGCCUGAGCUCCGACACACUCUGAAGCACAUAUUGAGAAUCACAAGUUCUAACAUUCGAAAGGAGGCCUGGAGUUUCCCUUCCAGUUUCUCUAAAUGACAUGGAACCUUGAUCAGUAAGCAUUUUACCCCCAUUUGCAACUGAGAUCAUCUGCCACAUCUUGGACCUGACAUUCUUUCUGCCUUCCUGAAAAAUAAAUAUGGGAAGAGACAACA
Molecule: messenger RNA, 2623 nt
Organism: Octodon degus (degu)
Lineage: Eukaryota; Metazoa; Chordata; Mammalia; Rodentia; Octodontidae
Gene: Gpnmb
Product: glycoprotein nmb
Exons: 11
Coding region: 105-1769 (554 amino acids)
Biological process (GO): cell adhesion
Molecular function (GO): integrin binding
Source: RefSeq, a predicted model, not a curated record